UUAAAUCUUUAAUCCUAUGCCAGUGCCAACUCUACCCUACGUCUGGCCCUCUAAUAAUUAAUUAUCGUAAUUAUUAUUUUAUUUUCGUGGUCCUCUGCUCUACACCCCACUGCCCAGAGCUUGUACUCAUUGUUUUUGUUAAGACUGGGGACUGGUUUGAACAAAUUCCUGAAAGGAAAACUACAUCCUGCUAACAACAGAUAAUUUCACGUCACACAGCCUGGUUGCUAAGUCAAAGGAGCAGACCAGCCCUAUAAAAAAGCGACAGGGAGCAAUUAGGUGUGGGAAUAAGCGAACCUGCGGACCAUCAUCAGCAAAGAUUUUGAGAGGAGAAGAAAGCCGAAAGGAAAGUUGGUAGUCAUGGGUAGCGGCAGAAAUGUCGGUAAUCUGAAAAAUGCUGUCAUAGCAUUGCUAGUUCCGCUUCCCUCCAUUCUCUUUUACCUAUCUUUCCUCAGCCACUGCGGUAGCGGAAAUCUUUCGUCUUUUCUUUGGAAAUGGUGCUAUCACCAUCCUCUUUUAUUGGUGAACGCACUCUUCUUCCUCAACGUCAACCUUGUCUUCUGGCUCAUCAGUCAUGUCCAGUCCAGCCACUGGAUGAUUGAUUUGUACUGGACAUUGAUACCCGUGAUGCUCGUUCAUUAUUUCGCUUCCCACCCUUUAGCUCAGUAUAAUGAAUUGAGGUCAUGGAUCGCAAUUGCUUUGACAUGGAUAUGGAGCAUAAGGCUUUCCCACAACUACUUCAGGCGGGAAAGAUGGCAGUGGGGUGCCAAAGAGGACUGGAGGUUCACGGAUUUGCGCCGACAGUACGGCGAGAACUGGUGGUGGGUUUCUUUCUUCGCCGUCUACCUUUCACAGCAGGUGUUUCUGAUAGGCGUAUGCCUCCCUCUGUACGUUGUCCACUCAGUUGAUGAGGCAUUGAAGAUGUGGGAUUUGGUAGCCAUCUUUGUGUGUGUUUCUGGAAUUGUCAUCGCCUACUUUGCCGACACACAACUCCAUGAAUUCGUGAGUAGGAACAGCAAGCUCAAAARGAGUGGGAAGCCAAUGGUCGCCAAUCUAGAGGAGGGACUGUGGGGUUACUCUCGACACCCAAACUACUUUGGAGAGCAGUUGUGGUGGUGGGGACUUGUAAUAUUUGCGUGGAGUUUAGGUAAGGGAUGGAGCUUUGUUGGAUCACUCAUCAACAGUCUGUGCUUAGCCUAUGUGACCAAGCUGGUUGAAGAGCGAAUGGUGAAGCAAGAGUACAGAGCGGAAGCUUACAGGAAGUAUCAGAAGACUACAUCAGUGUGGAUACCUUGGUUCAAGACAUCAUUAACAGCAGAUGAGAAGGAGAAGAAUAUGUGAAUGUGAUGCGAGUGACUUGUGGUGUUGGUGUGGCUCUUUCUCGUUUAUGGAUGUCGUGAGCUGCGUUGAUUUAUGCUAUCUUGUUGUAAAGCUUUCUAUUGUGAGUUUAUAUCUGGAGGAAAAAGUCUGGGUUUUAUCCUCCUUAUCUAUUAUAUCAAUGAAUAGAACCUUUAAGGUCAUUUGCAACUGCUUUUACAGACUU
Messenger RNA from Momordica charantia (bitter melon), 1543 nucleotides. RefSeq names its product 3-oxo-5-alpha-steroid 4-dehydrogenase (DUF1295). The record is from RefSeq and is a predicted model, not a curated record. NCBI's taxonomy places the organism in Eukaryota, Viridiplantae, Streptophyta, Magnoliopsida, Cucurbitales, Cucurbitaceae. Gene Ontology annotation, cellular component: membrane.